Messenger RNA from Ostrea edulis (European flat oyster), 4696 nucleotides. Its product is annotated as ras-related protein M-Ras-like. Gene Ontology annotation, biological process: signal transduction. The record is from RefSeq and is a predicted model, not a curated record. Bases 703 to 1287 code for a protein of 194 amino acids. The transcript has 5 exons. Gene Ontology annotation, molecular function: GTPase activity; GTP binding; GDP binding. Gene Ontology annotation, cellular component: plasma membrane. Lineage: Eukaryota; Metazoa; Mollusca; Bivalvia; Ostreida; Ostreidae.
ACUUCCGAGGCUAUCGUUUAAAGAACGUCAUGGCAGUGAUUUGGGGGAUCAAAGUUCCGGAGAAACAGGUAGACUCUGUGAUCAGAAAAUGAUAAAUGGGGCACCGCAGACGCGGAUAUCAGUUUACGCACUCAAUUUUUUCCACACGUGUAUGUAAAGUGUUGUUAGUAACACCAGAAAUGGCAAAAUCUACCAUAUGACGUGAAAUCUAUAGGCCUAUUUGUUGUGUGGAUAUUUUAUUUUCUAUUAUCUUGAACCCUGAGGAGGUAAAUUAUUGAAGAAACGUGUGUGAAGUAUUAUACUGACAUAGUUUUGGUCCUCUUUCCCUCAGAAAUCGGACAAACGUGAUACUGGAUUCAGAUAAUUCGAAUUUCCUCGACAAGUAAGCUGUGUGGCUAUUACUAUACGUGCAGUAGAGGCCCGAGAAGGAACUUCGUCGUUGACAGCUGGUUGACAGUGUGGUUAUUCUGUGCCUGUUUUUGCUUGGACUGUAUUGCAUUGAAAACACAAAUAGCUGUAUUGUUGAAAAAAAUCGUUGAUGAACACUUUUAUCACUGCCAGAUAAUAUAUGCCAUGCUAAGUGUUGGAACUUUCAAGAAUAGUGCACUAAAACUGACAAAAUAAUUUGACUUGUCUAUAGCUAUACUUAUAUUCAACUUUUAGAAAUAUAUGUAGAGAAGUUCAAACAAUACCUAGGACAUAAUGUCUAAGUCCCAUAAUGAAAUAACGUACAAGCUAGUCGUGGUCGGCGAUGGUGGUGUGGGAAAAUCCGCGUUGACAAUCCAGUUUUUCCAAAAGCUGUUUGUGGAAGACUAUGAUCCAACCAUUGAGGACUCCUACAUUCAGCAUACAAACAUAGAUGGGAAACCCUGUGUUCUCGAUGUGCUGGACACUGCGGGACAGGAGGAGUUUAGUGCUAUGAGAGAACAAUAUAUGAGGAAGGGGGAUGGAUUUUUGCUGGUGUUUUCCGUCACUGAUGCCCACAGCUUUCAGAACAUCCAGAAUUUCCAUACACAGAUUCUCAGGGUCAAGGAUAGGGAUACCUAUCCCAUGAUUCUUGUAGCAAACAAAGUUGAUCUCGUGCAACAACGGAAGGUCACCGAGGAGGAUGGAAAAAAUCUGGCAACAAGAUUGAAUAUUCCUUACAUUGAGACCAGUGCCAAGGACCCUCCCAUUAAUGUAGAUUUAGCUUUCCAUGAAGUUGUCAGGGUCAUUAGACAGCAGCCUUUUGAUCCCAAACAACACCGCCGGAGGAAAACCAGGGGUAGGAAGUGCAACAUUCUGUGAUUCAUCAGGACGGCCUCCGGAGACUGUGGAAUAUUCCCCGGGAUGUUGCUGUAGCCACCAGAGAUUUAUAAUGUUAAUUGUAACCUCAGCAUACUUGCAGAGAGAAGAUUUAUGUGCACUUGUUGGACCAAUGACAAAGGAUACAAUUUUCUAGUUUAUAGGUUGUAUUAGACAUAUUGCUGUUUUACAAUGCAUUCUAGUCAGUAUUCAUUUUCCUUUUUAGUCUGUUUCUUAUUGUCAAUGUGUCCUUUAAGUUGCAUUGUUUAACCUUAAGAUAGAUAAAUGUAAUCACCCCUUGUUGAAUAGAUAAAAACUUGCACACACUUUUGCUGGACAAAAAAACCCCUGUUAUUUUGAUGGCAUAUAUUUAGUGAUGUACAGACCCCACCCCCCACCCACUGUACAUCUUUUAGGUAUUUGAAGACAUAUACAUUCCAUGAUUAGUUCAUUCCCAAAUGUAUGAUAUCCUUUAUUUAUUCGGAUGAAAUCGGCAGUGUAUUGUUGUAUUUUGGAUGAAAUCGGCAGUGUAUUGUUGUAUUUUGGAUGAAAUCGGCAGUGUAUUGUUGUAUCUCAUACUGUUGAGCAAGUUGGAAUAGCAUGUCCUGAUUCAGAUAAUAUUACUCUGUACCUCACAUGUUCAAGAAAAUUUCAAAUUUCCUAUGUUGUGCAGAGACUGGAAACUACAUUAGAAUUUUCAAUUUGAGAGAGAGAGAGUAGCAUUUCAAACAGUUAAUGACCAGGAAUGUGUUAUGGUUGGCAGAUCUGCUUAUCUUUGUGUAAACCACUUAUUCAUAAAAUUUAAUGAAUCCAAAGGUAGUCAUUUGAAUUUACAACAGAGGGCAUACUUUUUCACAAUCCAUAUCACAAAUUUUUUUUUCACAAAUAAACUGUGGCAUUGACAAAGAAGUUCUGUAGAAAAGGUUAUUAAUAGUACAUAAUGCUCAAGUAUAUCACAGUAAAAAAGAGCGUGCUCAAUUCAUAUCAUAAGGUGUCACCUAUUUAAUUGAUUUGAAGAAUUGCUUGGCAUUCUGCUUGUGCUUUUAAUGAGUCAGCGCGGACAGAUGGGCGUGGACAGUGCACAUAGAUAAUCUUACAUUCCAUGGUGUUCAGACUUUGGUAGAAUCUUUUGGAACAACAUUCCUUGAUACAGAUGCAAGCACAUGUACAAUAAGUUCAUGUUUAGUGAAUAUUUUGAGGAUAAAGUUGUUUGUGUUGAAUGUUAUUUUAACCGAAUUAUGAGGUUGUAAACAGUGUUGUACAUUGUAUUGGGUUGUAUGUGGUUUACAGUUUUUGAGUCCACGAAGCUCUGUGAUUUAUUUUCGUAUUAGAUAAUCAAAGUUCAGAAGUCCAGGUCGAUUUUUUUCUCAUUGUUUGUAAAAUUUCCUCACUGAUGAAAAUCAGAUGAAAGAUGCAGAUGUUUGUAGAACUAUUAUGUAAAUAUUGAUUGUACAAUGCAGUUUUGGUUUAAGUUUGGCGGAUUAGUAUUUUCUAUACAUGUAGUUUGUUAGCAGUUAAAGAACAAAACCAUAUAUGAUAUUUUAUAUUCUUUCACCUUGUUAUUGAAAGAACAUGUAUUUUAAACAGAGGUUUAUUAUGGACUUCACACAUUUAGUUGAAUUCCAAAAUAUGGGCAAUUUUUUUUUAAAAUCUACACUGUAGUGUAGGAAAAUACCAGAAUUUUAUUUGAAAAUGAUAUUGAAUGAAUUUGAUGUUAAAAUUUUUGUGAAUGUUAUCAAACCACAGUUAUACUGCAGGACAGUUGCCGUGGGUAACAAGACCACUUGUUUGGUUCCCGGUUUGUGGAAAUCCCCCAUGUAUGAUAUACAUGUACCACUAUUUUGAACAGUAAUUGUAAAUAUUGGUUGUUUGAUGAUAUAUUUAACACCAAAACAUUUGUUCUGUUUGUGAUUUUUUUUAAAGAGUUUAUAUGAUAUUAUUUUACAAAUAAGUUUAUGAAAAACAUUUCAAGAUUGUGUUAUCGGUAUAUAUAGAUGCAUGUUACUGCAUUGAAUUGUGCAUGGUACGUGCAAGUUUGGUAUAGUGCCAUUUCAUUGUUCUGGGUUGUAUUUUAAAAAAGAUUUUAGGUUGUCUGUUAUUCAUGGUGUCUCACUUCGACUUAAUGUCAGGAGAUGUUUGCGACUUAAUCAUGUGGUUGUAUGUUUUAAAGGGGCAUGGAAAUGACUUUUGAUCGAUUGAAAUUUACAGGUCAUUUUUAUUUUGUUAAAGAAAUGAAGAUGUUUUUUGCAUUAGAAAUAUUUUUACACUGGAUAUUCUUUGUAUUUACAUAAAAUCCAGCUCCCAGAAUUGUGUUUGUAAACACUGUCUAAAUCUUGGUCAAAAUUGUGUCCAUGCCCCUUUAUGGUCGUAUAUUGUUUUCAUCAAAAAAAAAAUUAUUCAUUGUAGAUGUUUUGUGUGGAAAUGCAUUAUGAUGUAAAAUGUAAUUGUGUUGGACAUUAUUUUUUUUUUCACCUCUUUUUUCACAAAUUACUGGGAAAUAUCUAACAUUUUGUGUACAUCACAGAUUUUGUAUUUCAUAAGAUGCAUAAGACUGUUUUAUAGUUUCUAUUAAAGGGACUGGUUCACGAUUUUUGAUAAAAAAUAUUUUUCAUUUUUGAUGUUAAACAUUAGAAAUAUAGUUGACAGCCAAAAUUUUGACCUUCUGAAUGCAAGAAUAAAUGUAAUAUUUUAGCCUUAAAUAUGUGUUAUGUAAACAAAGACUCGAGUCUUUUUAUGUAAACAAACAAACAAGUGAACUAUUGAUUUUGUAAUAUAAUGCAUCUUAAUUUUGCAUAGUCACAAAUUUUAACUUUUAGAUGACACAUUUCACCCCAAAAAUGCUUUGAAAUGUGAGAGAUAUGAUAAUACUUAGAUCGAUAUCCAUUUCUUUUGAAAAAAUCGUAAGCAAUAGAAUACCGCAAUCUUUGUUUAAAAAACAAAUAAUAAACUCUCUAAAAUGAGCUUCUGUGAUGAUGUAUCACCUUAAUUUUCAUGUGAAAUCUUUCAAACACAUUAGAAAGUAGAUUUUGAUCAUUAAAAGUGAAAAACAAAAUUUUGGGUGAAAUCGUGAAUCAGUCCCUUUAAUAUUCAUGUUUUGUUUUAUCAAUUUUAAUCGUUGAGGUUGCAUUCUGAUAUGGUUGUUAAAGAUAGGUUGUUUGGUGCUUUAUAAGGAAUUUGUUUAAAGGUUGUAGCAAUGUCAAGAUUCCAGCUGUUUUUGUUGUAUGAAUGUAUUUGUGUAUCAGGAUAAUUUGAAUCUAUGUUCUCCUCUGUUACUGCUGAAACUGAGAAUCAUCUUCAGUAACUUUUGAUUUGUUAAAUUUUCACACAAGUUUCUGUGAAAUCAUAAGUUUCAACUCGUAUAGUUACUAUGUUUUUAAACUUUGUGUAAAUGAAUAAAUGAUCAAUUUUGAAA